AAGACCUUGUCCCAUGUGGGUAAGAAGCACGUGGUACGGCCCUCCCUGCCUCUCUCUCCCACCAUCCAGUUCGAAGCAUCGCUGAGCUGCCAUCUGGACGCUCGUAACCAGACGGCAUCGUCCUGCCGGGGGACGAGGACGCAUCACGCGCCCAUCACACACACAAUUCUUCCCUUCUAUUUCCCAGCCUCGCUGCAUAUCCCUUCCAGCGCCGUCGCGCGGGGGCGAAGUCUGUGAUUCGGAAAUGAACUUGGCGGUUCCCCCCAGUGUCGUUCUCAUCCUUCUGCGCGAAGCUUCUCGAUGAGCGUCGCCGCUUGAGACGAGGGAUCGGGCUGCGCACGUCUGCACUCCCACCGCAUUAAAGAACUAUUAAGUUGACUACAUCAGAGACUUCUCAGAUUCCAUGAGCAUAAUCUCGCUCGUGACUGCGCAGACGACUGCCCAUGUUUCUUUGCUGCCGGCCAAUCUGGAUCUGGCAGCUUCCUCCCCACAUGCUUCUGCGCGUCCGUCCCAUCCCCGGCCUUUCUCCAGGGAAUGAAAGAUGGAAUUUCUGCAGCGCGUCUUCGAUCUUCAAAAGGCAGCGCAGUCCGGCUUCGAUUCCCAGCCUGAUUCGCGGAGCCUCUUUCGCGCAGGAUGUGGUCGUCCUCUGUGCUGGUCUGUGCAGCAGCUGCCGCCGUCGCCCAACUCCGCGCCGUGUCCGCGCAAGCCGACCCUGCGCAGUUCGUCGACACGCUCAUCGGGACGUCGAAUGGGGGGCAUGUGUUUGCGGGUGCGACGCUUCCGUGGGGCUCCGUCAAGGCCGGCGCCGACAGCAACUCGACCGAUAAGCAGGGUGGGUAUGUCAGCGAUGGGUCACCCAUCACAGGCAUCUCGCAACUACACGACGACGGGACCGGUGGCGGUGCAUCGCUGGGCAACUUCCCACUGCUGCCUCUGACCGAUACCCAAUGCGGUUCAGAUCUCAAGAAGUGUACGGUGGAUCAAGUCGGUCGAGCCAUGGCUCACGGCACACCGAACACGUCCCCGGGAUACUUCAGCAUCCCUCUGAACAACAGCGUCCUGGCCGAAGUGACGGUCACCGAGCAUGUCGCCGUGCACCGCUUCACCUAUCCAGCAGGCACGAAACAGAUGGUUCUCAUCGUCGAUGCGACGAACGACCUGGCUGGGACAUACGAAAACGUCGGGUCCACCGCAUUGAGAAUUAAUCCUACCACCAAGGGCACCCAGAUCUCUGGCACAGGCGCCUACCAGCCGUCUUUCGGCGAGUCGACGUUCCAAGUGCACUACUGCUUCGACUCCCCUGUCCCCUUCGACACAGCACAGUUCUAUCAAAACGUCAGUGGGACGCUCAAAUACCGAGCUUUGUCAAAGAAGGCCAGUUUUGCACAAGAUAUCGGGGCCCAAAGUCCAGCUGGCUUCCUGUUGGGCUUCAACACGCCUUCAAGGAAUGUCAGCAGUACGCUGGUUGUCCGGAUGGGUAUCUCGUGGACGAGCCCCGAGAAGGCCUGUCAGUUCGCUGCAGCUGAAGUUCCCGCGAUCACUUCUGCGAGCUUCGACAGCGUGAAAACGGCGGCACGUGCGAAGUGGAACGAGGUGUUCAGCACUGUCCAAUUGGAUACCACGAAUGUCCCGCACGACACGCAAGUCUUGUUCUGGAGCUCGCUGUACCGCACGUACAUCUCUCCGACCAACAUCACAGGUGACAACCCGCUGUGGGUCUCGAAUGAGCCGUACUAUGACAGUUUCUACUGCAUCUGGGAUUCAUUCCGUGUUGUGCACCCCCUCUAUGCGAUCACAGCUCCCAAAACGCAGACUGAAGUCGUUCGAGCGCUGAUCGACAUCUAUCGACACACAGGCUGGCUUCCGGACUGCCGCAUGUCGCUCGACAAGGGCUUCUUGCAGGGUGGCUCCAAUGCCGACUCACUUCUUGCCGACUCGUUCCUCAAGGGGAUCAAGGCGGGGAUCGACUGGGAGACGGGAUACAAGGCCAUGGUCAAGGAUGCCACCGUCCCCGGCGAUUUCAGCGUGCAAGGCCGCGGCGGAAUCGCGGCACGUGCCGCUCUGGGCUUCAUCCCCGUCAACGACACGUCCGAUAACCCGCCGAACGAGGGCCCCAACACCAGAAGCGCCUCGCGACUGCUGGAAUAUGCGUACAACGACUUCGGGAUCGGACUCGUCGCGCAGGGGCUCGGCAAGACAGGCGACCAACAGAAGUACUUUGCGAAAUCGGGCGAUUGGUUCAACAUCUGGAACCCGAAUGCCACGAACACAGGUUUCCAUGGAUUCAUCCAGCCUCGGACGAAGAAUGGCUCGUGGUACUUUGACCCGCGGUGGGAUGUCGGCGAUGUUUUCCGUCCGGACCACUGCAGUCCAUCCUUUGGUCCGAAUGAUUGUUUCUUGAAUCCCGACGGCGGAGAGUUUUACGAGGCUUCUUCCUGGGAGUAUAGCUGGUUUGUGCCCCAGGACAUGGCCAAACUAAUCAAAGCAAUGGGUGGUCCUCAGACUGCCAGCGCGCGGCUCGAUGCGUAUUUCGCCAAUAACUUUGGAGCAAGUCUCCUUCACUUCUCUUCGAUCGGAGACGAACCCGGAUUCUUGCCUACGUAUCUCUACAACUACUUUGGCCAGCCGACGAAAACAGUGGACCGGGUAGCCGAAACUUUGUCUCAAAACUUCAGCACGGCGGUCGACGGGCUACCUGGCAACGAUGAUUCAGGGGCGAUGGGCGCCUACGCAGUGUGGAGUCUUCUCGGAUUCUACCCUGUGGCGGGCCAGGACACGUAUCUGCUCAGCCGACCGCACUUCCCGCAAACGAAGAUCCGAAACCAACUGACUGGCAACGUCGCGACGAUCACCGCGCAGGGUCUGAGUGCGACGAAUAUCUACAUCCAGUCGGCGACGCUGAACGGGAAGAGCUAUACCAAGAACUGGAUAUCGCACCAGCUGUUCUUGGACGGCGGGGAGUUGAUUCUGGUCAUGGGGGCGUCGAAAGAUAGCACUUGGGGAACGGGCCAACAGGAUCUGCCCAUGAGUUUGAGCACAGGGGGAUUUGUUUGAUAUCUUUCCUCAGGGCUGUUAUCGCGCGUGAAAUUUUGUACAAAAAACAAUAAAUGUAUACUGCUUCAUUCUGGCAUCUCACAGCCUGGUAAGUAUUUGGGCAAGCUGAAAGCCGGUUCGACGGUAAAAGGGUUCAAUCCACAACUCGUGCAAACACGAAAUGUCUUCCCGAUCCACCAAGGACAAAAUCCGCAUCAACGAUCUCUUCCUUACAGUCCCUCUACUCACCGGGGCAGUCUGGCCUAAGCCCGCCGGCGAGGCUGCACUGCAGCCGCUCCUCGUCUCGCUCUCCAUCACACAUGACAUCUCCACCGCAGUGACGCACGACGAUUUGAAGACGACGAUCAAUUACUCGCACCUGUGCAAGAUCCUCCGCGAGGCGCUGAACGAGCAGACGCCGGCGUUCGAGACGCUGGUAGCUGUUCUCGAUCGGAUACUGGACCUGCUGUUUGGCUCGGGGAUGGUCGUGGAGGUGGAGGCCUCGGUUGUGCAGACGCGGGCUCCGCUGAACUGCCGGUCCAUCGCCGUUGGAGCGCUGGCCAAGUCCAAAUCCGCUGGCUGGGAGAUCCUGCGUUUAAGACAUUACGUGAACGACCUGCAGUGUCUUGCGAUCAUCGGCGUCAAUGCUUGUGAGCGGGAGGAGCGGCAGACUGUGUGCGUCAAUGUCACGAUAGAACAUGCAAGCACUGUCCACUUUCGCGCGCUGACGCGGCACUUGCAUCAAGUACGUGGUGCUAUUCACUGGACCCCCGAUGCAGGUGUAUAACCCGGAUAGAUAGACGGUCGUCGCGUCCUCUUAUCUCACACUGGAAGCACUCACAUCGCACAUCGCUGAGAAUACACUUCAAAAUCUCGAUCGGAAGACCUCUCCUGUUGUGACCGUCAGGGCUGCCAAACCCUGCGCCAUCGUGUUCGCUGGCUCGUCGGAGAUCGAGGUGUCUCGAUCCCAUGAUGACUUUCCGCAGAGAUUCGACCAGCAGCCUCUCAAGGUCGCUAUUGCUCUGGGCUCGAACCUCGGUGAUCGAUUCCAGAACAUCGAACACGCGCUCCGUUUGCUCGAAUCUCCCGAGACGCCCGAUUCUACUGUCGCGGUGGUCGACACCAGCUUUAUGUACGAAACGGCGCCGAUGUAUGUGACGGACCAGCCGUCGUUCAUCAACUGUGCUUGUCUGGUCAGUCCGGUCUCCGAUGAUACCCCAGCUCCCGCUCAUGGUACGCAGAUCGAAACAAACAUGCAGCCUCUGCAGCUGCUGCAACACCUCAAACGGAUUGAGCAUCUGGUAGGCCGGGUGCCGUCCAUCCGGAAUGGGCCCCGGGCGGUCGAUCUUGACAUCGUGCUGUACGGCGAUCUUGUGAUCGACACACGCAAAAGUCCUCGCAAAGAAUUGGGCGAUUUGGAGGGCGAAUUGGUGGUCCCGCAUCCCCGGUUAGGAGAGCGGGAGUUUGUGCUCCGGCCUUUGAACGACAUGAUCCCCGACUCGCUGCACCCCGUUUCGCACCAGACUAUCGGCCAGUUACUCUCCGCCUUGCCAAAAAGCUCUGAGCCAAUGAUCAAAGUGCUUCCCUAUCCUGUUUGUCGCGGCACCCCCGCCCAGUCUGCACCGACUUCGUUGAAGCACUGGGCAUUGGCGGGCAAAACGUAUCUGAUGGCAACGCUGAACACGACACCCGACUCCUUCUCCGAUGGUGCGACGCACAACACGCUGCCGACUGCGUUGCAAUAUGCCCGAGACGCAGUCGCCGCUGGUGCCGACAUCCUCGACGUGGGAGGAUACUCGACUCGACCCGGGGCUGCGCACAUCGAAUCCGAGGAAGAGAUUGCACGAGUGGCGCCAUUCGUGUCGGCUGUGCGCGCUGAGCAUCCGGAUCUCUUGAUGAGCGUCGACACAUUCAGGCCGGAAGUGGCGCGGGCAGCCCUCGAAGCCGGAGCGAACUGCAUCAACGAUGUUUACGCGUUUACGGGCCCGGAUGCCGCUCCAGAUGCUCGGUGUAUGGAGCAGAUGAAGGCGCUUGCCCGGGCAUAUGCAGUUCCCAUGGUGCUGAUGCACUCUCGAGGAGAAGCAUCUGGUAACAAAGACUAUUCGACGUACGACUACGCUGGGAAAGACAGUGCCGUGGUCGAGGGCAUCCGCGUCGAGCUGGGUGCCAAGAUAGACGCGAUCGUGAAAGGAAAAGGAGGCGUUCGGCGCUGGCUUGUGAUUGCGGAUCCAGGAGUUGGGUUCAGCAAGACGGUCGAGGGUAACAUGCAAGUCUUGAGGAGGGUGUCCGAUGUCACGCAGGACAAGACAGCGCAAGGGCACCGGAAUCCUCUACAUGGACUCCCGCAACUUAUCGGCACAUCCAGAAAGUCGUUCUUAGGACUCAUUCUGGAAAAAGCCAAUGGAAGAAAAACGGAACCAAAAGAGCGAUCAUGGGCGACCGCUGCCGCCAUUGCAUGUGCAGUGCAGCAAGGCGCUGCCGUUGUCCGUGUCCACGACGUUCAAGAGAUGCGAGAUGUGCUGGAUAUCUCCGACGCACUUUGGGCACAAUAAAGUUUACAUUAGAAAGUCCGGUUUCUCGCCCAAAGACCCUAGAAUAUCCCCAAUGUAGUUCGUAGGCUUAAUCCCCUGCUCAAAUGUAGCGUCCCAGCCAUCCAGGAUGCCCUGCACGACUUUGAGACCCGCCAGACGUAAGUUGACGGUGGCAGGCCGCAUGGCCACGAGCGGCGCGAAGAGAUUGUCCGCAGAGCUGCCACCUGGGGGUGGGCGGUCGAAAUCGGAGCCAGAGCGCAUGAUCAAUAUCCUCCCAAAGUCCACCCAUCCAGCCAACGCACCGCGCAACAUCGCGCCCAGGAUAGCGUUGUCCUCCUGCUGCGUGGAGCAGUACGAGCCCAGCCCGUUCGUCAAGACCCGCGUCGUGUUCUCGAACGCUGCCGCCAGGAGCGUACCGCUCCAAAACGUAUCCGAUGUCAGCGUGUCGCAGAACACGACCGCCGGCGGGGCAGCGCCCGCCGCAAACGCGGGCUCAGCCGCAUACGGGGCGCGCAGAUCCACGCAGUCCUGCGUAUCCACGAGCGGCGCGGACGCAGCCAUGCGCGCCGCAGCCUGCCGCAGGGCAUCGUUCACCUCGAACACCUCCGUGCCGUCGACCCAGCCGGGGUACUCCCCCGGGCGCGUCGUCCCGAGCGCGAGGUACCCCGACGCGAACCCAGGCGGCGUCUCGCGUGCAUCGAGCUCGUGCUGCAGCCCGCUCUGGAUCGCGAACCGCGCAAACGCGACGCCUCCGACGGUGCCGUGGCGCGGGUUCAUCCCUGCGACGCCGGAGAGGAUGAAGUACGUUGAGGUCAGGUCGAAGUGCGCGUGCGCGUGCAGCAGGGAGAGCACGGAUGCGGCGGCGUUGAUCUCCGCCUGGCCGGUGAUGAGCUGGCAGACCUGCCCGUCGGCGGUGCAGUGCACGUCCGGGAAGAGCGGGAAGAGGCCGGGUAUUGUGAUAUUGCGUGCAAGGAUGUCGAAUUCUGGGAUGGCGUGCCAUUCGGCGGCCUCGCGGAGAAACAUGUUGAUGAUGAAAACGCGGGGCUUUAGAGGCGCAUUGGACUCGACUGGUCGCAGGGUAUCGAGUGCGAAGAGGGUGGUCAGGAAGGAGGGCCAGAGCAGCAUCGCGAAGCUGG
This is a messenger RNA of Mycena citricolor, 6700 nucleotides long. The record is from the annotation of a GenBank genome assembly. NCBI's taxonomy places the organism in Eukaryota, Fungi, Basidiomycota, Agaricomycetes, Agaricales, Mycenaceae.